Molecule: messenger RNA, 1754 nt
Organism: Theobroma cacao (cacao)
Lineage: Eukaryota; Viridiplantae; Streptophyta; Magnoliopsida; Malvales; Malvaceae
Product: zinc/iron-chelating domain protein
Source: RefSeq, a predicted model, not a curated record
AUGGGAAAAUGGAAUGAGGACAACUAGAUAAGUGCACAUUAGUUUCCUUUCUAUAAAAUAAUAUUAAGAAUUUUAUCUCAUGUACUGGAAUGAGGACAAAUAGAUAAGGCUCUUUUAUCUCAUUGUUUUUUGCUUUUAAUUGUUUACCUUUCUAUGCAGUUGAUCAAGAUCUCCAGCAAGGAGAGAGCGAAGUAUUGAGCGUGAUGAUAGAGUAGAGAGUCCUGAGCCCAAGAACAUCGCACCUCUCUCCAAGGGGAGGAAACGCAGUCCCACACCUGAUGAAGAUAGCAGUCGGCAGGAGAGAGGUAGCCCUUUUCCACAAAAUGGGAAACUGGCUGCUCAGCAAAAUGAGGCCAAUUACAGUGGUAGUCUCCGAGGAGUGAGCACGAACCCUGCUACCCUGAUAGAGAUGAGAGGCCUGCCAGAAGACGGUACAAAACCAUUUUGACACCAGUGGUCACAGCCAAAGUCCCAGUCCAAGGGACAACAGGAGUCCUGUUGAUAAUGAUUAUGAUGACCCUCUCUCAUCUAGAGGCAGCGAGUUCCCUUAAACAAGUCCCUUGCCGACGAUAUCAUCUGUAAUACCCCAUCUACAAUUUUCUUUUUCUAGGUUGUCAUGUUACUUAAAACCGUAGGAUGUUAGAAUUACUACUUAGGAUAUGAGAUUGGUUGAAUAUAAUUUUCUGGAACUUCAUUGAUGACCAAUCCUUGAAUUAUUUUCUGGUGUGCGGUAAUAACGGACAUGUAGUGCUAAUGCCUUAUGCCUCGUACUUGUACAACCGUGAUUCACCCCAUGAAAGCGAUCUCUCUCUGGUUUUGUCGCCAGAUGAUUACAGCCAUACUUUCAUUACUCUCUCCAGGCUAUAAUACUAAAUAUCUAGUAUGCGCUCCGAAACGAAAACUUCAAUUUUUCAAGUUCAUUUCAGUUUCGAACUUUAGCUGCAAAAAUGUCCAACAUCACUACGUUGCCUCGUCUCGGCCUUGUAAGUUCGGCUCAUAGGCCUGGAAAGAAAGGUCAGAAAACAACGCCCAAAACAAAGCCGAGCAAAAGCACCAUGGGCUUUAGUGCAGGGAGGAAGGAGUUAUGGCGCUGCGUGGAGAACUGCGGUGCAUGCUGUAAAUUGGCCAAAGGUCCUGCCUUUGCCACUCCUGAAGAAAUCUUCAGUGACCCUUCUGAUAUUGAGCUUUACAGAAGCUUAAUUGGUCCUGAUGGGUGGUGCAUCCACUAUGAGAAAGCCACACGCACUUGCUCCAUUUACUCUGAGCGUCCAUAUUUUUGCCGCGUGGAACCUGAUAUAUUCAAGAAGCUCUACGGAAUUGAGAAUAAGAAGUUCAACAAGGAGGCUUGCAGUUGCUGUAGGGACACCAUCAAGGCAAUCUAUGGCCCCCAUUCAAAGGAGUUGGACAACUUCAACCGGUCCGUUAAGGGUUCUGGUUCUAGUUAAGCUGCCUGGAAUUCUCAAGGUCUUUCACCAUCUUCGUUCUGUCAAUUCAUUAAAAUGGGUAUAAAUUAAUUGAUCGUCCCAUGUGAGUUCCAUUGAACUUCUCCCUCAGCAAACGGUUUGUAUAGACUGCUUUAACAGGCUCCAGAGUCCAGACCCAGCUUGCCUUUGUUCCUAUUUUCGUAUUCAAAGAAGAAAAACGCAUACCAAAUUCUGGUAGAACUAAUGAUUAUUGGCAUAGCUGGUUUGAUCCUUGUUAAAAACAUUGAAAUUUGAGACUAGAAUCAAUAUCAUGCAACAAUUCUUAAUCUU